AUGGCAGCGUCUGGCCUCAUUGACCCGACAAAGACGGGCAACUAUCCCGUUAUCCUUGGUGACGCACUCUUGGGUAAAACCUCAAAUGAAAUCUUUACUGGCAUACAAUACAACCACAAACCUACUCUCUCAUCAGACCAAGCCCCAAAUUCGGCCCGCAUAAAACCCUCGGUCCCUGGCAAAACAACCUCAUACGACCUCACCUAUACCGAUAACGACGAGAAGUAUGCCUUCACAGGCACAAGAAAUACCGACAGCGGCCAAUAUGUCCUUUACUUCGAUCCCAGCCGUGAGGCCUUCAUUCUCGACCUUGUCGACUCUACCUUCAAGAUGAACGUCACUCGACUGCCUGGUAAUAGCGAUCCCGAUAGUCUACGUCGACAAUUUCCACAUAUCGAUAGCAGCGCGUCAAAAGCCAGUGCCAAAACAGAAAAGAACAACACGGACACAGAGAAGCCCAUGACAAAGGCACGCGCCAAGCCAUCUACUCAGAAGAAAGAAGUCAAGCGCAAACCCGAGAAGAAGCAGGCACCCAAGAAUGUCGCGCUCUCACUCCCUGUACCAAUGCCUGCGCAGCAACAGAAGCCUGCCGAAUCUAAGAAACGUACACCAGCUCCCGAAGAAGAUGAAGAGGAGGAUGAUGACGAUGAUGGUGGUCUUUUGGUGGAGAACCCUGGCGCCGACACUAGCACGGCGCGUAGAACCGACUUCUCCCCGGCCUUUCCUUCUUUCCGCCGAUUUGACGAGUUUAUGGACCAGCGCGAAUCCGAGGGAGAUGAUGCUGAUGGUGAAGAGGAUGACGAGCCCGACCUUGACUUCAAGUUGCCAAGUCCCGUCAACAACCGCAGUCAUUAUGAAACGGGGCCCGACCCUAUGGACGUAGAUGAAGAGGAGGAAGCCGAAGAGGAAGAGCCCGAGUUGGAUCUUGCUAAGGAGCUCGAGGAUGCAUUUGAAAACUUUGAGAACAGCCAACAGGAGAGCCCCGACGGUGAUGAGAGUGAGAUUAGUGAAGAGGACUAG
Messenger RNA from Fusarium venenatum, 1020 nucleotides. Its product is annotated as RNA polymerase II transcription elongation factor-domain-containing protein. The record is from RefSeq and is a predicted model, not a curated record. Lineage: Eukaryota; Fungi; Ascomycota; Sordariomycetes; Hypocreales; Nectriaceae.